AUGUAUUGGAUAUCAGGGACUGGACCAUUCGAUGUAAGUAGCUCGGCAUGGGGUCCUGACCACCUAUCGAAGUUUAUUGUCAUUCCGGCAGUCCUCAAAGCCUCUAUUGCAGCACGCAGUCUAAGCGUCUGCCAGCGUCGACUAUGGAGUUUCAUCAAAGCAUCUGACCGCCUCGAGGUAGAUCUGCCCGCCAUUGUUAGUAUGACAAGCCGUAUGCCCCUCGAUCGCGAGAGGCAGCAUCACGAGUGCACUGAGGAGUUUUGCCGGUUCAACAACGUCAACAGCACCUGGGUCAGACAGCUCCACAAAUGUGGAAAUAAAGCCUGCUCAGAGACAUUUUUUCCGCCUGCAGAGGUUGAACGCGCCGUCCUUCAAAACUUGCUAACUGCAUGGACGAUCAGACAGGCCCCGGAGGUCAACUGUCAUGACGGCACUUAUAUGGCUUUGUCGCAUCUUUGGGCGGAUGGAACAGGCAUCGGCUUAGAAAAGCCCGGCAAGCUGAACCGUUGUCUCAUUGAUUAUUUCGUUGGUAUUGCAAGAAGGUUGGAGUGUGAUGGUAUAUGGUGGGAUACAAUCUGCGUGCCAAUUGAGCCUGGGGUCCGGAGAAAAGCUCUAAGUAUGAUGCACAAGAACUUCGAACGCGCUAAAUGUACAGUCGUGCACGACGAGAGCUUGAUCAAUUAUGAAUGGAGAGACGAUGGCAGUCCUUGCCUGGCUUUAGCUCUUUCGCCAUGGUUUACACGUUGUUGGACAGCGUUGGAGCUCUACGUGUCGACAAAAGUGGUGGUUCUCUUCAAGAACCCGGACGGUAAAAGCAGCCAGCCGUUGUUAAAGGAUCUUGACAAUGAUAUUCUCGCUAACGACAAUGCUUACACCUCGCUACCCCAUAGGCUCGCGUCCUCGGUUAUUCAAAGGCUACGUCGUCGAAAGCGGAAAGAGCGACUUCACGUCGAAGACCUGCUUGCGAUCCUGCGGGCUAGGAAUACGUCUUGGGCAACAGAUCGCAUGAUCGUUGCUGGCUUAAUGGCCGAGCUGCCCGAAUUCGACUCAGGGGAAUCGCAAUCACAGAUUACACGCAAAAUCCUCACAAAAUGCGGACUGAUUCCAAGCUCGUAUCUGCUACACAGCCAUAUAUCACCUAAUGAAUAUGGGCCGUGGUCAUGGUGUCCCACCUCGCUGUACGACCUGCAUUCCGAUCUGGCGUCGAAGAAUUCCCAACUAUCACUUAAGAUCCGACACGAUGGGACUGCUACGGGAGAUUGGUUUUGCAACACAUUGACCGAAGAAAAAGCCAAAUUGCUGCAGCUCCACAAUCCACAGAUGUCUGUCAAGCUGCGGAUAAUGAAGACUAUGCAGACACCGAGAAGCUGUAUGAUUCUGCGACCAUGGCCAUGGUUGAGCUCUGAGGUUGGGAACCAGUGUCUCCUUGUAGAGACAGUAGGGUUGGGAUAUGACGAGACUCGGUCAAAGGUGAUCGAGUGCCGAUACAUUGGUACUGUGACCGCAUCAAUCCAUCUAGGCUGGCAAUACGUGAGCAUCAGGAUAGGACUAGACCAAGGGAAAGAGGAGGUUGAUGCGCAGGAGAUGGUCAGUGCAUGUUCGCUAGAAGAGAAUGCCGGACAGAUGUUGGACGAAGGUAUCAAUCGUGUCAUAUCCAGAAUGAGAGCUGACGAAUUUGCUUCAAUCGAAGACGUACGUGAUCUAACCUGGGCCCUGACGGGACUUAGAGACCAAAGUUUAUAG
Endocarpon pusillum Z07020 is the source of this 1743-nucleotide messenger RNA. RefSeq lists its product as uncharacterized. Lineage: Eukaryota; Fungi; Ascomycota; Eurotiomycetes; Verrucariales; Verrucariaceae. Bases 1 to 1743 code for a protein of 580 amino acids. The transcript has a single exon. The record is from RefSeq and is a predicted model, not a curated record.